Cebus imitator (Panamanian white-faced capuchin) is the source of this 1704-nucleotide messenger RNA. It is a transcript of the gene SBDS, whose product is annotated as SBDS ribosome maturation factor. Lineage: Eukaryota; Metazoa; Chordata; Mammalia; Primates; Cebidae. The transcript is spliced from 5 exons. The coding region runs from base 275 to 1027 and encodes 250 amino acids. The record is from RefSeq and is a predicted model, not a curated record. Gene Ontology annotation, biological process: cytosolic ribosome assembly; ribosome biogenesis.
UUCGGGCGUGGAAAAUGUCGUAAAAAGCCACAAUGCGCAGGCGUCGUCGCUCACUUUUCCCCGCCCGGCUUCCGCCCCACUUGACGCCUGCUCGAUAAAGCAGCCGGGCGCAGUGUGGUAGCUGCCCGAAGCCAGUGAGUCGCGGCGCUGCUUAACGGCGGGUGGGUCAGUGCCUCGCGCCGCUCGGUUGUUACAACGAGGCGCUGAGGGCCGUCAGGUCGGGCGGCGCGAGUGUAUCCUGGUUCGCUGGCUCCUAGGUCUUUGACCAGCCGAGAUGUCGAUCUUCACCCCCACCAACCAGAUCCGCCUAACCAAUGUGGCGGUGGUACGGAUGAAGCGCGCCGGGAAGCGCUUCGAAAUCGCCUGCUACAAAAACAAGGUCGUCGGCUGGCGGAGCGGCGUGGAAAAAGACCUUGAUGAAGUUCUGCAGACGCACUCAGUGUUUGUAAAUGUUUCUAAAGGUCAGGUUGCAAAGAAGGAAGAUCUCAUCAGUGCGUUUGGAACAGAUGACCAAACUGAAAUCUGUAAGCAGAUUUUGAUUAAAGGAGAGGUUCAAGUAUCAGAUAAAGAAAGACACACACAACUGGAGCAGAUGUUUAGGGACAUUGCAACUAUUGUAGCAGACAAAUGUGUGAAUCCAGAAACAAAGAGACCAUACACCGUGAUCCUCAUCGAGAGGGCCAUGAAGGACAUUCACUAUUCAGUGAAAACCAACAAGAGUACAAAACAGCAGGCUUUGGAAGUAAUAAAGCAGUUAAAAGAGAAAAUGAAGAUAGAGCGAGCUCACAUGAGACUUCGGUUCAUCCUUCCAGUGAACGAAGGGAAGAAGCUGAAAGAAAAGCUCAAGCCACUGAUCAAGGUCAUAGAAAGUGAAGAUUAUGGCCAACAGCUAGAAAUCGUAUGUCUGAUUGACCCGGGUUGCUUCAGAGAAAUUGAUGAGCUAAUAAAAAAGGAAACCAAAGGCAAAGGUUCUUUGGAAGUGCUCAACUUGAAAGAUGUGGAAGAAGGAGAUGAGAAAUUUGAAUGACGUCCAUCAAUCUCUUCACCUCUAAAACACUAACGUGUUUUCGUUUCCCACGGCACUGUUUCAUGUCUGUGGUCUGCCAAAUACAUGUUCAAACUAUUUGACAUUUUCUAUCUUUGUGUUAACAAUGGACACGGCAAGGCUUUCCUACAGAAGCAUAAUAAUGUGGGAAUGAUUAAGUUUUAAUUAUAAGCUGGGGUCGGAAUGCUAAAGCAAAAUUGAAACUCCAAGGUGCAGAGUCCAGAGUAGCACUUUGCUACUCUGUCUCAUCCCUUGGUAGCUUUCCAAAAUGAAAGUUAUUUGAGGCAACUCUUGUGGGUAAAAAGUUAUUUGUACAGUAGAGUAAGAUUAUUUGAGGGGUAUGUCUAUACAACAACAGGGGGAGUCUUUACUAAAAAAUAAACAUGAUACUUCAUUUCUACUUAAUGGAACUUGUGUUAUGAAGGUCAUUAUGGUGUCAUAAUGUAAAGUUUGGAUGAUGUUCCUGAUUACCUGAGAAACAGAUAUAGAAAAACUGUAUAGGACUUAAAUAAUAUUCAUUGAACAUGCUGCCAUAACUUAGAUUAUUCUUGGUUAAAAAAUAAAAGUCACUUAUUUCUAAUUCUUAAAGUUUAUAAUAUAUAUUAAUAUAGCUAAAAUUGUAUGUAAUCAAUAAAACCACUCUUAUUUUUAUUAAACUA